This is a messenger RNA of Cynara cardunculus var. scolymus (artichoke), 1463 nucleotides long. RefSeq names its product 60S ribosomal protein L4-like. Gene Ontology annotation, biological process: translation. Bases 21 to 1238 code for a protein of 405 amino acids. The record is from RefSeq and is a predicted model, not a curated record. The transcript is spliced from 2 exons. Gene Ontology annotation, molecular function: RNA binding; structural constituent of ribosome. Lineage: Eukaryota; Viridiplantae; Streptophyta; Magnoliopsida; Asterales; Asteraceae. Gene Ontology annotation, cellular component: ribosome; cytosolic large ribosomal subunit.
UGUUGCUGCAACAUUCAGAAAUGGCCGCCGCCGCCGCCCGCCCCCUCGUCACCGUCCAACCUCUGGAAUCCGAUAUGGCCACCGACGGUGCUAGUCUUCCCCUCCCUCACGUCAUGAAAGCCUCUAUUCGUCCUGACAUCGUCAACUUUGUUCACUCCAACAUCUCCAAGAACUCCCGUCAACCAUACGCCGUCUCCAGGAAAGCUGGUCACCAGACAUCCGCCGAGUCAUGGGGUACAGGACGUGCUGUAUCUCGUAUCCCCCGUGUUCCUGGUGGCGGUACUCACCGUGCUGGACAAGGAGCUUUCGGUAACAUGUGUCGUGGUGGGCGCAUGUUCGCACCUACCAGGAUCUGGCGCCGAUGGCACAGGAAGAUCAAUGUGAACCAGAAGAGAUACGCUGUCGUUUCAGCCAUUGCUGCUUCUGCGGUGCCGUCGCUUGUUAUGGCCCGUGGUCAUCGUAUUGAAUCGGUUCCUGAGCUUCCAUUGGUUGUUAGCGAUUCUGCAGAAGGUGUUGAGAAGACUCAGAAUGCAAUUAAGGUGUUGAAGCAGAUCGGAGCUUAUGCUGAUGCUGAGAAAGCUAAGGAUUCAGUCGGCAUUCGUCCUGGAAAGGGGAAAAUGAGGAACCGUAGGUAUAUUUCUCGAAAAGGACCGCUGAUUGUUUAUGGAACUGAAGGUGCAAAGCUUGUGAAGGCAUUCAGGAAUAUCCCUGGAGUCGAAAUAGCUAAUGUGGAGAGAUUGAAUCUGCUGAAACUGGCUCCCGGAGGACAUCUUGGGAGGUUCAUUAUUUGGACGAAAUCUGCCUUCGAGAAGUUGGAUUCGAUUUAUGGGUCGUUCGAGAAGACAAGUUCGAAGAAGAAGGGUUAUGUGUUGCCUAGGGCCAAGAUGGCUAAUGCUGAUUUGGCUCGGAUCAUCAAUUCUGAUGAGGUGCAGUCAGUGGUGAAGCCAAUUAAGAAGGAAGUGAAGAGGGCUCCGAUGAAGAAGAACCCAUUGAAGAACUUGAACACCAUGCUCAGGUUGAAUCCUUAUGCCAAGACUGCUAAGAGGAUGGCUCUUCUUGCUGAGGAGCAAAGGAAGAAGGCCAAGAAGGAGAAGCUUGAUAAGAAGAGGCAGCCCAUUUCCAAGGAGGAAGCAGCGAAGAUCAAAACCGCUAGCAAAGCAUGGUACAAGACCAUGAUUUCGGAUAGUGAUUAUGCGGAGUUUGAUGUAUUCACCAAGUGGCUUGGAGUUUCACAGUGAUUUUCUGGUAUUCCAUUGGUUUGUUAAGUUUUAAAAAACGGUCUCGGAUAGAAGUUCAUACUAAGUACCUUGUGUUUCUUUCUCUUUUUGUGGUUCUGGUAGACAUAAAUUUUUAUCUGUGUUCUAUUGCUGGUUUGGUCUGGCAUAGAGUUUUGUUAUGAUUGAGCUUCACUUAAAACAUUGCCAUAUUCUUGUGUUUGUGUUGGUAUUAUGUUUCCAGUCCUU